This is a messenger RNA of Malania oleifera, 3129 nucleotides long. RefSeq names its product pentatricopeptide repeat-containing protein At1g15510, chloroplastic. The record is from RefSeq and is a predicted model, not a curated record. The coding region runs from base 62 to 2698 and encodes 878 amino acids. Gene Ontology annotation, biological process: RNA modification. NCBI's taxonomy places the organism in Eukaryota, Viridiplantae, Streptophyta, Magnoliopsida, Santalales, Ximeniaceae. Gene Ontology annotation, molecular function: protein binding; RNA binding; zinc ion binding. The transcript has a single exon. Gene Ontology annotation, cellular component: intracellular membrane-bounded organelle.
UUAAUAGUUUAAACCGUAACCUUAUCCAAAACACCUGAGCCUCACCUCCAAGCAUCCGAAAAUGGCGGUCUCUGCUAAAACCCCUCAAAUUCGUCCACACACAGAGACUCACAAUCCUCUUCACUCCAAAACCCAUAAGCCCAAAACUUUGAAUUUCUUUCACAAUAUCCAAACUCACCGAAACUCCCUCAGAAGACCCCAUGAACUCUCUGUCUUCAACUCCAACUCCGUCGACACAAGGACCCCAAACAGAGAUUUACGCCACUUAUGCCUCCAUGGGCAAUUGGAACAAGCACUUCAACGGCUGGACUCCAUGCACGAACUUCAGCUACCCGUCGAGGAGGAAACUUACAUUGCUCUGCUUAGGCUGUGUGAGUGGAAGAGAGCAGGGCAUGAAGGAGCUCGGGUGUACUCCUAUGUAUCAAAAAGAAUUACCCGUUUAAGCAUUGGGCUCGGUAACGCGUUGUUGAGUAUGUUUGUGAAAAUGGGGAAUUUGAAUGAUGCAUGGUAUGUGUUUGGGAGAAUGGAGGAAAGGGAUGUCUUCUCUUGGAAUGUUUUGGUCGGUGGUUAUGCGAAAGCAGGGUUCUUUGAUGAGGCUUUGAAUUUGUACCAUCGAAUGCUGUGGGUUGGAAUACGGCCUGACAUAUAUACCUUUCCUUGUGUUUUGAGGACUUGUGGUGGCGUACCCGACUUGGUGAGGGGGAGGGAGGUUCAUGCGCAUGUAAUUAGAUAUGGGUUGGAAUUGGAUGUCGAUGUUGUUAAUUCAUUGAUUACUAUGUACGCGAAAUGCGGUGACAUUUUUAGUGCACGGUUGUUGUUUGAUAAAAUGCCUAAAAGAGAUAAGGUCUCUUGGAAUGCAAUGAUUUCAGGGUAUUUUGAGAAUAGGGAGCUUUUGGAAGGAUUGAGAUUGUUUUUAAGGAUGUGUCAAGAUUAUUCCGUUGAUCCAGAUUUGAUGACCAUGACAAGUGUGAUUUCUGCCUGUGAGCUUCUCAGUGACUUGAGAUUGGGGAGAGAAAUUCAUGGGUUUGUGGUCGGGAUGGAAUUUGAGGCUGAUGUUUCUGUGUGUAACUCUUUAAUUCAACUGUAUUCGAGUUUUGGGAUGUGGGAGGAUGCUGAGAGAGUGUUUUCUAGAAUAGAGUCUAAAGAUGUGGUGUCGUGGACAGCAAUGAUUUCUGGUUAUGAAAAUAAUGGGCAGCCAGAGGAAGCUGUGGAAACUUACAGAAUGAUGGAGCUAGAAGGUGUCCUACCAGAUGAGAUCACACUUGCUAGUGUUCUAUCUGCUUGUGCCUCUCUGUGUCUUUUAGAUAUGGGUAUUAAACUUCAUGAGUUUGCUAGCAGGACUGGACUAAUUUCAUAUGUUAUAGUUGCAAAUGCCCUUAUUGAUAUGUAUUCCAAGUGUGGAUGCAUUGAUAAGGCUUUGGAAGUCUUCCACAACAUUCCUGACAAGAAUGUCAUAUCUUGGACAUCCAUCAUCUUUGGCCUUAGGAUCAACAAUCAGAGCUUUGAGGCAUUGAUUUUGUUUCGGAAAAUGAAACUCAAACCGAAUUUUGUCACCUUGGUUUCUGUCCUAUCUGCAUGUGCUAGAAUAGGAGCUUUGAUGUGUGGAAAAGAGAUUCAUGCUCAUGCAUUAAGGACCGGAUUAGGCUUUGAUGGUUUUUUACCUAAUUCUAUUCUAGACAUGUAUGUAAGGUGUGGAAGGAUGGGACCUGCAUGGAAUCAGUUUAACACUCAAAAAAGAGACGUAGCUUCAUGGAAUAUUCUGCUAACAGGCUAUGCUCAGCGUGAGCAAGGAACACAAACUGUGGAGCUUUUCCAUAAAAUGAUAGAUUCAGGGGUUAAUCCAGAUGAGGUUACAUUCAUCUCUUUACUAUGUGCAUGUAGUCGAUCAGGGAUGGUAUCCGAGGGGUUUGAGUAUUUUAAUAGUAUGAGAGACACACAUUAUAUUGUCCCAAAUCUGAAGCAUUAUGCUUGCAUGGUGGAUUUACUUGGCCGUGCUGGCCAUUUACAGGAUGCUCACUGUUUCAUACAAAAAAUGCCAAUAAAGCCUGACCCUGCCAUCUGGGGAGCUUUGUUAAAUGCAUGCAGGAUUCACAGGCAGGUUGAGCUUGGGGAGCUUGCUGCACAGCAUAUUUUUGAAGUUGAGAAAAAAAGCGUCGGUUAUUACAUUCUCCUCUGCAACCUCUAUGCUGGCAGUGGCAAAUGGGAUGAAGUUGCGAGAAUAAGAAAGACAAUGAAGGAGAGAGGGCUUAUUGUUGAUCCUGGGUGCAGUUGGGUGGAAGUGAAGGGAAAAGUUCAUGCUUUUCUCAGUGGUGAUGUAUUUCAUCCUCAAAUAGAGGAAAUAAAUGCAGUUUUGGAGGGCUUUUAUGAGAAAAUGGAGGCAGUCGGUUUAAGUUGGUUAGAAGACAGUUCUAUUGGCAAAGUUGAAUCUACAAAAGCUGAGAUCUUUUGCGGGCACAGUGAGAGACUGGCCAUUGCAUUUGGCCUCAUCAAUACUGCCCCUGGGAUGCCUAUUUGGGUGACGAAAAAUCUCUACACGUGUGAAAGUUGUCAUAAUACAGUCAAAUUUAUCUCCAAGGUUGUUCGGAGAGAGAUUUCCAUCAGGGAUACUGAACAAUUCCACCAUUUUAAGGACGGAGUCUGCUCUUGUAGGGAUAAAGGUUAUUGGAGGAAAUUUGGACAGAGUGUUGAAAGAACAUAAAACCAAUUUUCAUUUAGAAAUAUAGAAAGCAGUGUUCUGCAAUGGGUUAGUGUUUCUUGACCAUGAGUUUUAUGCAAGACAGGAAAGUGAGCCAUGAUGAUUUGGAUUUUGGACAGAAAUAUAUUAAUGAAGGUGUUUAUUGAUCAUAAAAAACAAAUUUACAACUUCAAGGGGGAAGAAUUUGUCAAUAUUCCAGGUCCAGUUGAAUUUUGAUCUGUGGUACUGCUGGAUAUCCAGCCAACUCCCUUCUCAGGGCAUGCCCUCCCUCAUAACAAAUGUUAUUGGCAAAGGGUAGAGUUCCUUAUGCUAUCUGUAUUUUCCCCAUAAAAUUGCAUACUGGGGCUGAACUCAAUGUGGAUGACAAUCUAUGAAUGUUGCUAAUGUUGUAUAAAAGAUCAAAUGAAGAUGUGAAUAUUUUUUCUUUUGUAUUC